UUUAGGUGGCACAGGAGAGGAAAGCGCCUGAAGAACUCAAGUGGCAAACACUUGCCAGGGAGUUUGACACAUUACUGAGACACUAAAGGCAACUACCAUGGGGAAUACCACCAGUAGCGCAUUAUCAAAAGAGAUCCUGGAGGACCUCAAGCUCAGCACCAAAUUCACUGAAAAUGAGAUCAGUCAGUGGUAUGAGAACUUUCAGAAGCAGUGCCCAACGGGACGCAUAACACCAGAAGAGUUCGAGCAGAUCUAUGCCCGCUUCUUCCCGGACAGCGACGCCAAGAGCUACGCACGGCAUGUGUUUCGCUCCUUUGACGCCAACGAUGACGGCACCCUGGACUUCAAGGAGUACAUCAUUGCGCUGCACAUGACCUCCACUGGGAAGACGACCCGAAAACUGGAGUGGGCCUUCUCUCUGUUUGAUGUGGACAAGAACGGAUACAUCAACAAGACAGAGGUGACAGAGAUCUGCCAGGCCAUAUUUAAGCUGAUCCCCAAGGAGGAGCAGAGCAAACUACCAGAGGAUGAGAACACACCCGAGAAGAGAGCCAACAAGUUGUGGGCUUACUUUGAAAAGAAAGACAACGAACGAUUGGCUGAGGGAGAGUUCAUCAAAGGAGUGAUUGAAAAUGAGAAUGCGAUGCGUCUUAUCCACUAUGAACCAAUCAAACAAUAA
Messenger RNA from Lates calcarifer (barramundi perch), 679 nucleotides. It is a transcript of the gene rcvrn2, whose product is annotated as recoverin 2. The record is from RefSeq and is a predicted model, not a curated record. The coding region runs from base 98 to 679 and encodes 193 amino acids. Gene Ontology annotation, molecular function: calcium ion binding. NCBI's taxonomy places the organism in Eukaryota, Metazoa, Chordata, Actinopteri, Centropomidae. The transcript is spliced from 3 exons.